Salvelinus fontinalis (brook trout) is the source of this 5453-nucleotide messenger RNA. It is a transcript of the gene slc1a7a, whose product is annotated as solute carrier family 1 member 7a. Bases 1 to 1734 code for a protein of 577 amino acids. The record is from RefSeq and is a predicted model, not a curated record. NCBI's taxonomy places the organism in Eukaryota, Metazoa, Chordata, Actinopteri, Salmoniformes, Salmonidae. Gene Ontology annotation, molecular function: glutamate:sodium symporter activity; neutral L-amino acid transmembrane transporter activity; L-glutamate transmembrane transporter activity. Gene Ontology annotation, biological process: L-glutamate transmembrane transport. Gene Ontology annotation, cellular component: plasma membrane. The transcript is spliced from 11 exons.
AUGGCGGUGAACUUUUCGGAGGUUUGGGGUCGGGUAAAGAAUGUGUGUGCGCAGAACGGGCUCCUCAUCCUGUCUGUGUUGGCCGUUGUCAUCGGCUGUAUGAUGGGCUUCCACCUGCGGGGCAAGCAGCUCUCAGACCAGGAGGUGAAGUAUUUCCAGUUUCCUGGAGAGCUCCUGAUGAGGAUGUUAAAGAUGCUCAUUCUUCCCCUUGUCGUCUCCAGUUUGAUGUCAGGGCUGGCAGCCCUGGAUGCCAAGUGUUCCAGCCGACUCGGCAUCAUGACCGUCUCCUACUACCUGUGGACCACCUUCGUGGCGGUGGUGGUGGGCAUCCUCAUGGUUACCAUCAUCCACCCAGGUGGCGCCGCCCAGAAGGAGGACAACGAGGACAGCGGCAAGCCAAUCAUGAGCUCCGCUGAUGCCCUGCUUGAUCUGAUUCGCAACAUGUUCCCAGCCAACUUGGUCCAGGCAACUUUCCAACAGUACCGUACCAGGAGUAUCCCCAUCAUGAAGACCCCUCCGCCCACGGUGACAGCCGCCCUGAUGGAGAGCACCACCCGGAGGGUCUAUAUCUACGGUGUCCAAGACGACAACGGAACAGACAUCCAGAACUUCUCCCUGGACCUGACGCCACCGCCAGACAUCCAGAUGCGCACGCUGCCCGGGACCAGCGACGGCAUGAACGUCCUAGGGAUCGUCAUCUUCUCCGCCACAAUGGGUAUCAUGCUGGGUAGAAUGGGGCCUAAUGGCAGCGCCCUGGUCAACUUCUGUCAGAGUUUAAACGAGGCUGUCCUGAAGAUUGUUGCCAUAGUGAUCUGGUACUUCCCAUUCGGCAUCGUGUUCCUGGUGGCCGGUAAGAUCCUAGAGAUGGAUGACCCGUCAGCCAUGGGGAAGAAGCUGGGUUUCUAUGCCAUCACCGUGGUGAUGGGCCUGAUCCUCCAUGGUCUCUUCAUCCUCCCGGCCAUGUACUUCUUCAUCACCAAGAAGAGCCCCAUCGUCUACAUCAGGGGCAUCCUGCAGGCCCUGCUCAUCUCCCUGGCAACCUCCUCCAGCUCGGCCACGCUGCCCAUCACUUUCAAGUGCCUCCUGGAGAACAACCACAUCGACCGACGCAUCAUCCGCUUCGUGCUCCCCGUGGGCGCCACCAUCAACAUGGACGGGACAGCGCUCUACGAGGCCGUGGCAGCCAUCUUCAUCGCCCAGGUCAACAACUACGAGCUAGACUUUGGCCAGAUCAUAACCAUCAGUAUCACAGCUACGGCUGCCAGUAUUGGUGCAGCUGGAAUCCCACAGGCCGGAUUGGUCACCAUGGUGAUCGUGUUAACCUCGGUGGGCCUGCCCACUGAUGACAUCACUCUCAUCAUCGCUGUAGACUGGGCGUUGGACCGUUUCAGGACCAUGGUCAAUGUGAUGGGAGAUGCCCUGGCCACGGGGAUCAUGGCUCACAUCUGUAGAAAAGACUUUGUCAAGGAAGGAGAGCAGGUGAGGGUGCCUCUGAUUUGUGAGACCAAGCCCAUGAUCAGCAUCCAGCAGAUGAUGACGUACCAGAAGAACGGUGGGUACCAGCACCCUCCCUGCGGACCAGAGGGCCCGGACGUGGCUCGUCUGAUGCAGCUGGAGGAGGGGGUACGGCCGGAGCAGAGGAAGAGGAACCCCCACGCUGCCCAACACAAGAGGGAGCACAAGGACAAGGACCACUGCUCCAUCGACAUGAAUGGCCUGGAGACUAACGUAUAGAGGGAGCCAGUCAUCAGCACCACAGCAACCGGCUGCAUCCCGAUUCUCCACACUUCUCUAGAAGUGUGCACAUGCAUAUUCUCCGUCACGAAUCUAACAAUGGUGGAUCUAACAAUGGUGGAUCUGACAAUGGUGGAUCUAACAACUCCCUCCAGCCAAUGGUUACACCAAUUCAAUGUUUUUAACACCAUGACAAGGAGUGGGAAAGUGCAUACUUUGGAAAAAGGGUGGACAAUCAGAAUGCAGACAAGAUUAUAGCUACAGGCGAGAGGAAGGGACUGACUGACUAACUGCAACAGAUGCAGGACAGAUUAUAGCUACAGGCGAGAGGAAGGGACUGACUGACUAACUGCAACAGAUGCAGGACAGAGGAUCCAACAAGAAAAUAUGAUUUUUUACAUGAUUUAUAUUAUGAACCAGUAUGAUUGUGCAUGUGUGUGUAUGUAUUUAUCAGAGUUGUUACACGCCAGCAGAAUGAUUUUAAAGAAACAUUUUAUAUGAGGAGCAGGCAUUCUAUAUGACAAGGGGACAUUCUAUAUGAGGAGCAGGCAUUCUAUAUGAGAAGGGGAUAUUCUAUAUGAUAAGGAGACAUUCUAUAUGACAAGGGGACAUUCUAUAUGUUAAGGAGACAUUCUAUAUGACAAGGGGACAUUAUAUAUGACAAGGAGUCUUUCUAUAUGAUGAGGAAACAUUCCAUGUGACAAUGAGACAUUCUAUAUGGCAAGGGCACAUUCUAUAUGACAAUGAGACAUUCUAUAUGUUGAGGAGACAUUCCAUGUGACAAUGAGACAUUCUAUAUGACAAGGAGACAUUCUAUAUGACAAGGGGACAUUCUAUAUGACAAGGAGACAUUAUAUAUGAUGAGGAGACAUUCUAUAUGACAAGGAGGCAUUCCAUAUGACAAGGGGACAUUCUAUAUGACAAGGAGGCAUUCUAUAUGACAAGCAGACAUUCUAUACGAUGAGGAGACAUUCUACAGGAUGAAGAGACAUUCCAUAUGAAGAGCAGACAUUCUAUAUGACAAGGAGACCUUCUAUAUGAUGAGACAUUUUAAAUGCCUAGGAGACAUUCUAUAUGAUGAGACGUUCUAAAUGACAAGGAGACAUUCUAUAUGAAAAGCAGACAUUCUAUAUGAUGAGACAUUCUAAAUGACAAGGAGACAUUCCAUGUGACAAUGAGACAUUCUAUACAAUGAGGAUACAUUCUAAAUGACAAAGAGACAUUAUAUACGUUGAAGAGACAUUCUAAAUGACAAGGAGACAUUCUAUAUGACAAGCAGACAUUCUAUAUGAUGAGACAUUCUAUAUGACAAGCAGACAUUCUAUAUGACAAGGAGACAUUCUAUAUGACAAGGAGACAUUCUAUACGAUGAGGAGACAUUCUAAAUGACAAGCAGACAUUCUAUACGAUGAGGAGACAUUCUAAAUGACAAGGAGAUAUUCUAUAUGAUGAGCAGACAUUCUACAGGAUGAAGAGACAUUCCAUAUGAAGAGCAGACAUUCUAUAUGACAAGGAGACAUUCUAUAUGAUGAGGAGACAUUUUAAAUGCCUAGGAUACAUUCUAUAUGACAAGGAGACAUUCUAUAUGAUGAGGAGACAUUUUCAAUGCCUAAGAGACAUUCUAUAUGAUGAGGAGACAUUCUAUAUCACAAGGAGUAUUUCUAUAUGACGAGCAGACAUUCUAUAUGCCGAGCAGACAUUCUAUACAAUGAGAAGACAUUGUAUAUGACAAGGAGGCAUUCUAUAUGAUGAGCAGACAUUCUAUAUUAUGAGGAACAUUCUAUAUGACGAGGAGACAUUCUAUAUGACAAGGAGACAUUCUAUAUGACGAGCUGACAUUCAAUACGAUGAGGAGACAUUCUAUAUGACAAGGAGACAUUUCAUAUGAAGAGCAGACAUUCUAUAUGAAGAGCAGACAUUCUAUACAUUGAGACGUUCUAUUUGACAAGGAGACAUUCUAAAUGACGAGCAGAUAUUCUAUACAAUGAGGAGACAUUCUAUAUGACAAGGAGAUAUUCUAUAUGAAGAGCUGACAUUCUACAUGACGAGCACACAUUCUAUAUGAUGAGGAGACAUUCUAUAUAUGAUAUGGAGACAUUCUAUACGAUGAGGAGACGUUCUAUAUGAUGAGGAGACAUUCUAUAUAUGAUAUGGAGACAUUCUAUAUAUGAUAUGGAGACAUUCUAUACGAUGAGGAGAUGUUCUAUAUGAUGAGGAGACAUUCUAUAUAUGAUAAGCAUACAUUUUAUACGAUGACAUAAGAGAUAAAGAAGAAGAACUGUGGGAAUCUUCAGUCGGGGAUUGAGAAUCUGUGGACCUGUGGAUAAUGACAGGACAGCUAAGCUUGAACCUUCCAUCUUAGCCAAUCAACACCCCCCUCACAAUGGAUGUGUCAGUCAGUCUGUCUGUCUGUCUGCUGGGCUGAGAGGUGAAUGUGACUACACUCUCAUUACGCUUGUGGACUAUGGAUAAAUAGGAAGUAUUCAUUUAUUUUUUGAAAAUAUUAUUGAAAUGUUAUUGAAGAAUGUUAUCAUAUUUUGCAUUGUUUUUUUUUUCUUGUUGAAUUUUGUAUGUUUUUAUCAUUCAGUUCUUCUCUUUCUGAACAACAUCAUCACACAAACAAACGUAAUGUUGCCUCAAAACCCCCACACGGGGUUAUGGUCAUUUUAUGCUCAUUGGUUAGUCUUAUAUACCCAGCAGGUUACUCUCACAAUCAUCAUUGGAGAUAAUUCGUAAAACUUUACAGCUAAGGUCAAAUCUAGUUUUUUUUUCUUCCCGAAUCUGAAACAAAGAGAUAUAUGUCUAAUUGUUUUCUGUCAUUGAGAAACGAGUUUUCUCUGGUGGUUAUGUUUUGGAAGAACUCAUGUUCAUUGAUAUCUACAACUGCUUUUCAAGACAUUUGUGUUCACACUCAACAGAGAAGGAAUCUACAGAACUCCCGUUCUUUCUGCUCUUCUUCCUCAGCAAACUGACCAUGUUGCUUCUCUCUUACUGAUUUCAAUCUUUUGGUACCUUUUCUGGUCAACAUUCCCACCCUAUUUUCUUCUUUGUCUUUUGGUCCCCUUAUAAUCAGGGUAGUACACCUCUGACUCAUAUAUGGUGACUGGCAUGAUGGAGACCAAAUGGCAUCCUAUUCCCUAUACAGUGCACUAUACACUGUAGGGAAAAGGGUGCUAUUGCCCAAACUCUAAUGCACUAUAUAGGGAAUAGGAUUCCAUAUGGGACACACACAAUGACAGAAAAAAGUUAAGUAUGUGUCAGAGCCAUACUGCUCCGGUGGGUGUUAGCCCAUAUUCAAAAAUGUCCAAUGUCCAAGAGUGUCCAAUUAUUUACACCCAUAGUAUUCCCUCUUUGGCUUAAAGUAAAAAGGAGAAGCAUGUGUGGAGAUAAUACAGUCAUUUACAGUAUGGGGGUCCCCUAAACAUAUGGGGGUACCCCUGAACAUUCAAGGCAAGAGCAGCAAGCUACAACUAAAUAACCACAGGUCUUACUCUGAAUAUGUUUAUGAUAAUAUAUGCUGUAAAUAUAUUUAUUUCAAAAGUGAAAAGGAAUUUGUAGUUUGUAUGAACAGACAGUAUGAUUCAACAGGCGCCAUUAUAUCUCUGUCAUGAAAUUAACAUAAUUAUUCAUUGUUUCAUCUAGUCCAAUUGUACAAAAUGUAACCCCCUUUUCUGUAAAAAAUCAAAACAAACAACAACAAAAAAACAAAUAUAUUCUAA